Molecule: messenger RNA, 1324 nt
Organism: Myzus persicae (green peach aphid)
Lineage: Eukaryota; Metazoa; Arthropoda; Insecta; Hemiptera; Aphididae
Product: ATPase ASNA1 homolog
Exons: 6
Coding region: 241-1260 (339 amino acids)
Biological process (GO): post-translational protein targeting to endoplasmic reticulum membrane
Cellular component (GO): GET complex
Molecular function (GO): ATP binding; ATP hydrolysis activity
Source: RefSeq, a predicted model, not a curated record
AUUAGAUGAUAAGCAUUAAACAAUAUUUGUGAGUUUCUGACUUUUCAAGUCUAAUUGGUCUGUCUAGUCAACCUCAAUCAUCUAUACUGUUUUUGUUCGCUACGGACCUACGGUGCAAUUGUUCAAUAUUUUAUUAAUUUACUUAUAAUUUUUUUUUGUUCUAGUUUUAACUUUUUCUUCAAAUAAAAUAGAAAACUGAUAUUUUUCUUUUUUACUUAAAAUUUAUUAAAAUUUCUACAAAUGGAUAGUAAUGAUGUUAUUGAAGAAGAUCAACUUGAACCUUCUCUACAAAACGUAAUCAGUCAGAGUAGUUUAAAAUGGAUUUUUGUCGGUGGAAAAGGAGGUGUUGGUAAAACCACUUGCAGUUGUAGUUUGGCUAUUCAAUUAGCUAAAGUUCGUGAAUCAGUACUUUUAUUAUCAACUGAUCCAGCACACAACAUAUCUGAUGCUUUUGGACAACGAUUCACCAAAGCACCUACUAAAGUUGACGGUUUCAAUAAUUUAUUUGCUAUGGAAGUAGACCCUGAUGUCCACAGCGAAAACGAAAAUUUACUUGGAAGUGAAGAUGAAUCCGAUACAAUGCGAUUAGGUAAAAGUAUUAUACAAGACAUUAUUGGAGCAUUUCCAGGUAUUGAUGAGUCAAUGAGUUAUGCUCAAGUGAUGAAGUUGGUUAAGAGUAUGAACUUUUCAGUUGUCGUAUUUGACACAGCUCCUACUGGGCAUACGUUGAGACUAUUGACAUUUCCUUUAAUGAUGGAAAAAGCAAUAGGAAAAAUAUUGGAAUUGAAAAAUAGAAUAGGUCCUUACCUAAAUCAAAUGAGUAUGCUUUUUGGAGCUGGUAUUAAUGUAGAUGAUAUUUCACAAAAACUUGAAGAAAUGUUGGCAACCAUUAAGACAGUUAAUCAACAGUUCAAAAAUCCUGAUCAAACCACAUUUGUUUGUGUAUGCAUUGCUGAAUUUUUAUCAUUGUAUGAAACGGAGAGACUUAUUCAAGAAUUAACCAAAAAUGAAAUCGACACCCAUAAUAUUAUUGUUAAUCAAUUGUACAUUAACAAUGGAGAUUCCAAUCCCAGUUGUAAAAAGUGUUCUUCCAGGCGGGCGUUACAGCGCAUCUAUCUAGAACAGAUAAAUGAUUUGUAUCUUGAUUUUCAUGUUACUAAGCUUCCAUUGUUAGAAAAGGAAGUACGUGGUGUUGCUGAUAUAUCAGAGUUUUCCAAAUAUUUAUUGGAUCCAAAUUAUGCUUUUAACAAAAACAAAUAAAAAACCGUGUUUAUUUUUUUUUGUUUAGCUUAAACAACAUUUGUUCUUAAUUAUAAUAUAUACA